Peromyscus leucopus (white-footed mouse) is the source of this 968-nucleotide messenger RNA. RefSeq names its product erythropoietin (gene Epo). The record is from RefSeq and is a predicted model, not a curated record. Gene Ontology annotation, cellular component: extracellular region. Gene Ontology annotation, molecular function: hormone activity; erythropoietin receptor binding; cytokine activity. The coding region runs from base 1 to 714 and encodes 237 amino acids. NCBI's taxonomy places the organism in Eukaryota, Metazoa, Chordata, Mammalia, Rodentia, Cricetidae. The transcript is spliced from 6 exons.
AUGGGGGUGCCCGGAUUUACAUCUGAAGCUAUUGGCCAGGAAGUGGCCGUGUUCAAGGACCUGCGGCUCGCCAAGGAUCAAAGAAGGGAGAGGGGGUCCCGCCGCCCCCUCCCCUCCCUGGCUCACACCCAGCCUGCCUUUCUUCCAGAACGUCCCACCCUGCUCCUUUUACUGUCUUUGCUUCUGCUUCCUCUGGGCCUCCCAGUCCUCGGUGCUCCCCCACGCCUCAUCUGCGACAGUCGAGUUCUGGAGAGGUACAUCUUGGAGGCCAAGGAGGCAGAGAAUGUCACGAUGGGCUGUGCAGAAGGUCCCAGACUGAGUGAGAAUAUUACAGUCCCAGAUACCAAAGUCAACUUCUAUGCUUGGAAAAGAAUGGAGGUGGAAGAACAGGCUGCAGAAGUUUGGCAAGGCCUGUCCCUGCUCUCAGAAGCCAUCCUUCGGGGCCAGGCCCUGCUAGCCAAUUCCUCCCAACCACCAGAGACGCUUCAGCUGCAUAUAGACAAAGCCGUCAGUGGUCUGCGUAGCCUCACCUCCCUGCUCCGGGUGCUGGGAGCCCAGAAGGAAUCAAUAUCACCUCCAGACGCCACCCCACCUGCUCCACUCCGAACACUCACGGUGGAUACUUUCUGCAAACUCUUCCGGGUCUACUCCAACUUCCUCCGGGGAAAACUGAAGCUGUACACAGGGGAGGCCUGCAGGAGAGGGGACAGGUGACCCGCCGCCACGCCACCGUGGUCUAUCCACCAAGCCGCUCACCAUCACUGCCUGUCACGCCAACCCUCCACCACUCCCAACCCUCAUCAAAGGGCUUGUGACCUCCUCACCAGCUUGUCUGACGGACACUCCAGCACCAGCAGUGAUAUCCUGGGGCCCAGAAGAACUUUCCAGAACUGUGUUCUGAAAUCUAAACAUGUCACUGGGCCAGCCUGAGGCCCCAGAGCAGGAGACACUCGGAGAACCAUCUUGGA